Molecule: messenger RNA, 417 nt
Organism: Aspergillus piperis CBS 112811
Lineage: Eukaryota; Fungi; Ascomycota; Eurotiomycetes; Eurotiales; Aspergillaceae
Product: cytochrome P450
Exons: 3
Coding region: 1-417 (138 amino acids)
Molecular function (GO): oxidoreductase activity, acting on paired donors, with incorporation or reduction of molecular oxygen; iron ion binding; monooxygenase activity
Source: RefSeq, a predicted model, not a curated record
AUGGAUUACUACAAGGCCUCUUUCUUCUAUGAACCGCUAUUAUCAACGAAGCACUUCGUCUCUCAGGAACUUCAGACACCGGUUGGGCAAUCCGACUAUUUCGUCCACCGAGAUCCCGCAAUCUUCCCCAAUCCAGAUACAUUUGAUCCUGAUCGUUGGAUUCGUGCCGGAAAAGAGAAUGUCAACCUGAAGUCAUUUCUUGUUGCCUUCUCUAAAGGCAGUAGGCAGUGCAUCGGAAUCAAUCUGGCCUAUGCGGUACUCUAUCUGACCGUAGCCACCUUGAUACGCCGGUACGAUAUGGAGUUAUACAAUGCCACGGAAGAUGAACUUCGAACAGCCCGGAACUUUCUGCUUCCACGCCCUGAAAAGGGCCACGCGACUGUUAAUGUAGUGGUCAAGGAUAUCCUGACCACAUGA